This is a messenger RNA of Tetrahymena thermophila SB210, 1182 nucleotides long. RefSeq lists its product as hypothetical. Lineage: Eukaryota; Ciliophora; Oligohymenophorea; Hymenostomatida; Tetrahymenidae. The record is from RefSeq and is a predicted model, not a curated record. The transcript has a single exon.
AAUAUAGUUAAAAAAUAUUUAUUUUUUUCAUUUAGAAUUUUGUAAAAAUAAACUAGUAAAUUAAUAAAUUGGAGUAUGGGAGAUAGAUUUAAUAAUAGUAGAAAUAACAGUUUUCAAAAACCAUUUCCCAGCAAUGAUAGGCAAAAAGAUGGAUUUAAAUAUCAACAAGAUAAAAGAUCUUAAAGUAGCGAUGGGAAAGCAUUUGAUAACAAUAAUAAUAGGUUCUAAAGGAAUAAUGAAUAACCUAAUCGCCCUUUUCAAAGCAAUUAGUAAUUUAGACCUUUUAACAAAGAUUUUUAAAAUUAAACGAGGAAUUAGAAUCAAGAUACCUCAGGUAGGUAUUCUUAGCCUUAUAACAGAGACAAUUCAGGUCAAUCCAGGCCUUAUAAUAAAGAUUACUAAAAUUAACCAAGAUAAUAGAAUUAAGAUAGUAAUGGAUAAUAAUCAUAGCCCUAAAACAGAGAUAAUCAAGGUCAAUAUAAGCCUUAUAACAACAAUUAAUUCAAUUAAGCAAGGUAUUAGAAUUAAGACUAAUAAUUCUAGUCCUAAAAAAGAGAUAAUGAAGGAUAAUUUAGGCCUUAUAACAAAGAUUUUUCAAAUUAAGCCAGACAAUAAAAUUAAGACACCUAAGGUCAAUAAUCCUAACCCUAAAACAGAGACAAUCAAAGUGGUCAAUAUAGACCUUAUAAUAACAAUUAUCAAAGCUAAUUCAGGUAAUAAAAUUAAGACUAAUAAUUCUAAUCCUAAAACAGAGAAAAUCAAGGAUAAUAUAGACCCUAUAACAGUAAUUAUCAAGGGAGAUACUAAAAUGAUAACAGAGAAAAUUAUGGAUAAAAUUCUUAUAGAGAUGGCUAAAGAAAUAUGAAUUAUAAUAGUACUUAUAAAACUCAAAAUUAAGGAUUUACUUCUAUAUUUACAGACCCUUUUAUAGGCUAAAGCUAAAGUGGUAGCAGUAAUUAACAGUAUCAAUCUUCAGACAAUAAAAUAAAAAAAGCAGCUAUGAAAGAUCUUUCUGAAAAUGAGAUGGCAGGAAUUAUAGACAAUUUAUGUGUAAAUAUUCUUGUUGACAAAAUUAUACAUUAAAAUUUGAUGAACGAUGGUUAAGAAUACAACCUAAUUCAAUCUUAUGCAAACAAAGAAAUUAAAUUAAUAAAUAAUCUUAAGCAACUUUUUCAAUAAUGA